CCCAGCCCGCCGCGCCCCACCAUCCCGCAGCCAUGUGGCCCCUGGCCGCAGCGAUCGCCUCCCUGACCGUGGCCCUGUCAGGAGGCAUCUCCCAGGAGUAUCCCAAGAUUCUCAAUGGCACCAAUGGGACCAGUGGGUUUCUCCCAGGUGGCUACACCUGCCUCCCCCACUCUCAGCCCUGGCAGGCAGCCCUGCUAGUGCGAGGGCGGCUACUCUGCGGGGGAGUCCUGGUCCACCCCAAAUGGGUCCUCACUGCAGCGCACUGUCUGAAGGAUGGGUACAGAGUUUACCUGGGCAAGCAUGCCCUGGGGCGUGCGGAGGCUGGCGAGCAGGUGAGGGAGGUGGUCCGCUCUGUCCCCCACCCUGAAUACCAGAUCAGCUCCACCCACCUGAACCAUGACCACGACAUCAUGCUUCUGGAGCUGCAGUCCCCAGUCCAGCCCACAGGCCACGUCCGCGUCCUGCCCCUUUCCCACGAAGACUCCCCCACCCCACAGCCUGCCUAGGUCAGAUGUCCUUAGACCUUCUCUCUUUCUUCCCCAGUGAGUUACCCCAAAACCCUACAGUGUGCCAACAUCGAGCUACGCUCGGACAAGGAGUGUCAUCAAGUCUACCCGGGGAAGAUCACUCCGAACAUGUUAUGUGCUGGCACAAAAGAGGGCGGCAAGGACUCCUGUGAGGGUGACUCCGGAGGCCCCCUGGUCUGUAACGGAAGCCUCCACGGCAUCAUCUCCUGGGGAGACUUCCCAUGUGGACAGCCCAACCGGCCUGGCGUCUACACCCGAGUCUCAAAAUAUGUUUCGUGGAUCCAAGAAACAAUCCAAAAACACAACACCCCGGAGCACAAAUGGACAAAGGGCCCACAAUGA
Propithecus coquereli (Coquerel's sifaka) is the source of this 869-nucleotide messenger RNA. It is a transcript of the gene KLK13, whose product is annotated as kallikrein-related peptidase 13. Gene Ontology annotation, biological process: proteolysis. Gene Ontology annotation, molecular function: serine-type endopeptidase activity. NCBI's taxonomy places the organism in Eukaryota, Metazoa, Chordata, Mammalia, Primates, Indriidae. The transcript has 5 exons. The record is from RefSeq and is a predicted model, not a curated record.